UUCCUUGAUGAACUGGAUCGCAUCGGCGCGCCAGACUAUCGGCCCACGGAACAGGACAUCCUGCGGACCCGCGUCAAAACUACUGGCGUCGUGGAGUUUCAAUUUAAGAUGCAUGACAUGACUUUCAGGAUAUUUGACGUGGGCGGCCAAAGAUCUGAACGAAAAAAGUGGAUCAAGUGUUUUGAAGACGUCACCGCCAUCAUCUUCUGCGUGGCAAUGAGUGAGUACGAUCAAGUCCUCCGCGAAGAUGAAACCAUGAACCGCAUGCAGGAAGCUCUCAAUCUCUUCGAUUCCAUCUGCAACAACAAGUGGUUUGUAGACACCAGCAUGAUCCUCUUCCUCAACAAGAAGGAUCUGUUUGCGGAGAAGAUUAAACGUUCACCCCUCACAAUCUGCUUCUCAGAGUAUACAGUUAACAUCCUGCUGGCCCGACCACGAUUUGUAGCUGGUGUGAUAGGAGAAGAAAGAGGACGCGUCCGAUCACGCUGUUACUUUGGAACUUUGAUAACUCUGACGCGCUUCAACCUCAAGCGCCAGCGCCAGCUAUAG
This is a messenger RNA of Dibothriocephalus latus, 549 nucleotides long. NCBI's taxonomy places the organism in Eukaryota, Metazoa, Platyhelminthes, Cestoda, Diphyllobothriidea, Diphyllobothriidae. The record is from the annotation of a GenBank genome assembly.